Messenger RNA from Penicillium oxalicum, 2136 nucleotides. RefSeq names its product Zn(II)2Cys6 transcription factor. The coding region runs from base 1 to 2136 and encodes 711 amino acids. Gene Ontology annotation, biological process: positive regulation of transcription by RNA polymerase II. Gene Ontology annotation, cellular component: nucleus. The transcript has 9 exons. The record is from RefSeq and is a predicted model, not a curated record. Gene Ontology annotation, molecular function: zinc ion binding; transcription cis-regulatory region binding; DNA-binding transcription factor activity, RNA polymerase II-specific. Lineage: Eukaryota; Fungi; Ascomycota; Eurotiomycetes; Eurotiales; Aspergillaceae.
AUGACGGUCACAAGCUUGGUGAUGCAAAACCGUAGGGGCCAUGCCUCCGCCAAAGGCACCCUUCGUCUUCCCAUGAUAGCCCCCAAAGAGGAAACUCUGGAGGGCAAAUCAGACAAAAACACAAGCACAACGCCGCGCAUUCGGCUACCGCCGCGAUCUCGGACCGGCUGCUGGACAUGUCGGAGUCGAAAAGUGAAAUGCGAUGAGGGCCACCCGCAGUGUAAUCAAUGUACACGACUGGGUCACCUCUGUGACUAUCGACCCCGUCUCGCCUUUCGCGAUGACACCCCGCGAAUUAUGGGCCGCAUGGCCGGCGUGAAAACCGAGGGAAACGCGGUCUGGGAUCUCUCAUCUCCCGGCUCGACUGACAGUCGAUCCGGCGGCGACUAUUUCUCCCUGGGAGAGGCCCUGCCGGCUUUCGCUUCCUUGACCUCCGAUGAGGAGCGUGAGAAAAAAGCAGAGAGUUCGAUACCGGGCACUUACCAUGUGGUCAUGGUCCCGGAGAGCUUCAGCUCGUUGCCUGAAUAUGCAGAAGAGAUUGAGGAUUCGAAAUCGGCCGGAGAACCUUCGUACUCGGCGGCGACCAGCCCCAUCAGGACGACGAGGAGCGAGAGUGACCUGACUGAAGAUCCGAAUGUGGUCAUUCUGAGAACUUUUGAAGAUGCGGCAAGACGAGCCAUGCCGGCUGGCCGAUCUUCUCGGGUCUCGCCUACGUCCGAGAUAUCGGAUCCCUUCUGUUCCCUCUCGCUUUCCCCUACGAUGGACGCGUUUCCGUCCCCCUCACUGGGUCAGGAACAAGGAUCGUCUUCCUUCCGCCUCGAGCCACAAAUGAACCACCAGACCCUGCAAAAACAGCAAGAGUCGACAUUGUUUGCUCAUUUCCGACACGUCGUCUGGAAGCAGUUGUUCCCCCAUGAUCGCGACUUGGAUGACACGUAUGGGUUUGACCGCAAUGGCAUGACCUUGAGUGUCGACUUUCUCGAAAGAGAGGCGGCGCGAUUCCCUCCGCUCUCCCAUGCAAUCAUGACGGUAUCGGCUCUCAGCCUUUCCCACAGCGGCACCGGUCAAAAGGUCGAUGCCCUGCAAUACUACCAGCAGGCGUUUCCAUCUCUGCAGAUCAGUCUGCGCAACAACGACGAUCUGGUAUCUGAUGGACUAUUUCUCACCCACUUCCUUUUGCUGAUCUAUGAGGUCGCUGCCGCCGAACCCCAUGGAUCGAAUCUCUGGUCUCAUCACAUCUCACGCCUCCUUCACAUCGCCCUUUUGCGGCGCUCCAAGUUUGGCCGCGAGCCUCACCCUUUCAUCAUUUGGUGGAUCUGUCACAUCGACCUCUACGCUUUGCUGAGCGGUGCUGGGCAAGGAGACUUUGUGCGCACCCUCAUGGACCAUCAGAUGCUUCCGGAAUGGGACAGUUUGCUGUAUCCGUCCGCGGCCGAGGGAUACAGCGUGAUCUACUCCGAUGAACAUGACAGCCUGCCCACUCUCAUGCGUCUCUACGCCGAUAGCUUCUCCGUGGCGGCGCAGAUUGGCUUUCUGGGUGCAAGGUUGCGGCGAGAAAAGCACACUGUUCCAGGCUCCGAGUUUCAUCCUCAAACGCAAGAGAUGGCUGAACUUCGUCGCGCGUUGAGCCGUCUAUGGGAGGCUUCUGAUGUGGCUUAUUGGUCUCAACAUCGGGACAGUCUUCCUCGACGGUCGCGGGAGAUUCUGCAACAGUCGGCGACUUUGUACCACGUCAGUCACUUGUUCUCGUACAGCAGCAUGUACCCCCACCAGCGCCUCGAGGCCGAAUUCCAGUCGACACGUGAAAUCGACCACCACGCCAGUGAAAUUCUUCGCAUCGUGGAACAGACAACGCACACGCGUCGGGCCGACCGACACUUUUUGGUGUUUCCACUCUUCCUUGCCGGUGCCACGGCCUCGGCCAGCGGCCUGAAGAUGAUGGCCAUGGAACUUAUGACCAGCAUGGAAGAUGAGGAAGAUGGGCUGGGACGCAACACUGCCACCACUCGAGCCAUCCUCCAGACUGUCUACGAACGGCAAAUGGAUUGUCUGAUGCGGACGGGCCAUACCCUCGAGGUGGACUGGUCGGAGUUGAUGGCGCAGGAGGGUCUCCAAAUGGUCAACUUUGGGUUCUAG